Molecule: messenger RNA, 3771 nt
Organism: Polypterus senegalus (gray bichir)
Lineage: Eukaryota; Metazoa; Chordata; Cladistia; Polypteriformes; Polypteridae
Exons: 4
Coding region: 157-3771 (1204 amino acids)
Source: RefSeq, a predicted model, not a curated record
CCCAGACUGGUGACAGCCAGCAACGCGGUGAGACGCUGAGGGACUCGGCGAGGGUCUCUGCAAGCUGGGCACGGCUCCACGGUGCCAAACCUGGACGGCAUACUGGCAGUGGGGUGGUGAACUACACAGGUCUUCUCGCGCCAUCAGCCACUGGACAUGGACACCUGGCCAGCUGACAUAAGGCACAGACGCAGGAGAAGCCCUUUAGUAGAGUGGCCUCAGGCAUGGAGCACCAUGGGACACCUUGACCUCCAGAAGGGCAGCUGGGCCGACAGGGCGCUCCGUGACCGUACCAACUGGACAGAGAAGGGCAGCCUGGCACCAGUGACACAUUGGGGGGUUGGUAAAGAAGGUGGGAAGGAGGCAGAGAAAAGGAGCAAAAAGAAAAAAGACGGAGGAAAGUGGGCAAGCUGGCCACAUCCCAGUCUUGGACCAGAGCGGAGAGCUAACCACCUGCAGCCAUGGUGGCCAGCAGCCCUAGGAGUGGCAGAAGAGCUGCAGAGCCAAUGGGGUCGUCCGCCAGGCUACAUGCCCCCACCUCCUUAUAGCGCCUCUCACAGGACGGUAAGACAGAAGUGCCCGGAACCGAAGAGGAAGCGAGACCGGACAGCACAGGCACAGCGUCAGGGAGAGCAGGACCCUCUGUGGCUGGGCGCUGCCCUCUGGAGGCCAGAUAGGGUGAAGACCAGCCAAGAGAGACAGCAGCCAUACGACUUCAUCGAUGGCCCAUCGAACUCGGGAGCCUUCAAGAACGGAGACUCCGUUUUCUGCCUGGUGUCUCGGCCGAGUGACAGCAGCACCGAGGUCACCCAACGGCCGGCCAACAGGGAGGUGGACAGCAAAAUACACAGGCAGGCAGGCCCACCAACCAGGGUGACCAACGCCCAGGAGCUCCACCAGAAUAUCAGGCGGAUGGAACCUUGGGACACUCAUGGGUCCUGGGGAGACUCUAGUGAGAGAUACUGGGGUGCCCCCGGCCCAGGGGAGUCAGGUGUAAAGUGGGGCAGAUGGCCAGAGUGGACAACCAGGUCAAGGGGGAGAGCCAGGACCACGGAGGAGGAAGGAGGGGGAGGGGCUCCAAGGGAAGCCACAGUGGGGUCACCGACCAGGGCUGAGAGCAGGGCAUCAUGGGAGUUGGACGGGAGGGCAAGAGGAGCAUCAUGGGAGUUGGGGAGAAGGGAGAGAGGCAGACGAGGAGCAUCAUGGGAGUCAGAUAGCAGGGCAAGAGGGGCGUCAUGGGAGUUGGAGAACAAGGAAAGAGGCAGGCGAGCGGCAUCAUGGGAAUCGGACGGCAGGGCAAGAGGAGCCUCAUGGAGGUCAGAUAUCAGGGGAUCUGAGCAGCAGCAUCAGCCUACCUCAGAUAAGAAUAAAACCUUAAAGAGGGACAGGCAGGGACACGAGGCGCCCAUGUUGUCACCCGGCGGGGGAGGCACCUCAGAGGACAAGAGACAGAGACAAGGGACCUCAAUGGAGAUGGGGAGACAGAGAACAUGGACCUUAGGGGAUGAAAGGCAGAGAAGAGGGGUCUCUGAGCCCAGGAGGCACAGGCAAGCAGCCUCAUGGGAUUUGGAGGGCACAAGGAGAUUGGCACAUCAGGGCCACGGGCAAGGAGACUCAUGGGAGUUUGAGGGCAAGCGCAGACACCGGGUCUCGGAGAAGACAGAGAGCAGGGCAGAAGGAACAUCUGAAGAGGAGCGGCAGAGACAAGAGGUGUCAUGGCAGCCGGAGGGGAUGAGGAGAAGGGUCCUAGAGCAGGAGAGGUGGGGAAAGAGGGUCCCUGGAAUGUCUGAGGGCCGGGAAAGGUGGACCACAGAGGUAGAUGGGCAGCAGCAAAUGGUGCCACGUGACUCAGAGAAUAUAAGAAGAGAAGCAGAGGAGAGACACAGACAAGGAACAUCACUGGACAGAGGGGCUUAUGGGGAGUCAAUGAGACAUGAAAAGGGGGUCUCAGAAGCCAAGUCACAAGGACGAGGGACCUCAAGUGUGCCAGAGGGCAGGGGAAACUUAGAGGAGCAAAUGCAAGGCAGAGCGGCCCCCGCAGAGACCCUGAGACCAGACAGGCAGGGGCAACACAGAAGAGGCUCACCUAAGGCUCACAAGAGGGUCCCGUCCACCAGCCAGAAAGGUCAAACUCAGGCCCCUGACCAAGUUGACGAAAAGAUCAAAGUCACCAAGGCGGAGUGGCGCAUCCCCGAAAAGAGAAGGGCCAGCGGUGAGACAGAGGAGCCCAUCUGGGUUAUUGAUGCCACUCGUGUGCUCGUCAAGGCAGAAUUCAUAGUCACCCCAAACAGGGAGAGAGUUCACUAUUUGACUCCGGCCACUCAAAACACCACAGGCCCAAAAAACAAGAAUGGCCGUCUGAAAGAAGACACCAUAGUCCUGCACCCUGGAGGAGCCUCAAAAACUCCACCCGUUCAGGAAGACCUCCAGAACCAAACACCAAGGGCCUUAGAGAAUGAUCUUCAGGAACAGCCUGAGGGGUCAACAGCGUCCACCAAUGGCCGGCCCAUCAUGCAGCCUACCUGUGGUCAACCCAACAUAAGGCCAAACAAUGGCCAGCCCAUCAUAAAGCCCACCAAUGGCCAGCCCAUCAUGCAGCCUACCAAAGGUCAACCCAGCAUAAAGCCCACCAAUGGCCAAUCCAUCAUAAAGCCCACCAAUGGUCAACCCAUCAUACAGCCCACCAAUGUCCAGCCCAUCAUAAAGCCCACCAAUAGCCUGCCCAUCUUACAGCCCACCAAUGGUCAACCCAUCAUAAAGCCCACCAAUAGCCAACCCACCAUAAAGCCCACCAAUGGCCAAUCCAUCAUACAGCCCACCAAUGCUCAAGCCAUCAUACAGCCCACCAAUGGCCAGCCCAUCAUACAAUCCAUGAAGGCAGCUGAGAACUUACCUGGUUCUCCUCUUCCUAGUCCCACCAUGGAGAUCUGUAGGGGCAACGAGACAGAGGAAGAUACAAAGGGGCCCGAAGGGAAGGUGGAAUGGAAAGAUGGAGUCAGCCUGGACAAGGAGACACAAAGAAGUCCAUCGCUGGAGCCCACUCAGGCAUUGGCUCAGUUGCCACCCCUAGCCUCCCAUGCUCUGCACAACAAGGGGUCACCCACGUGCCCCAGCUCCAUUCGGGAUGCUGUGAACAGGAUCCGCAGACAUACAGCACCGGAUUCUGAUACUGAGGAGGAAGAUGUGAUGGACUUGUGGGAAUCGGUCGUCUCACAGAGCAGAUGCCAGGAUGCUGAAGAUGCAAUGUCCUGCAGCAGCUCAGAUAGCCAGGGCUCCAGGGAAACAGUCAUCGUAAGGGGGACAGCUGGACGAGAUGAGGACAUCAGUGACAGUGACGGAAGUGAGCCGGCAAAGUCCUGGGAGCAGGAAGGACAAGCGAGUGAAAGGGACACGGAUUCCAGUGGGGCUGUGGGGGGGAGUCAUCUCAGCAUAGACAUGGAGCCCACAGAAGAAGUUGUCCCAAGAAUCCUUUGUGGAGCAUCAGAAUGUUGGACCAAAAAUCCUGAGGUCAACGAUGAGGACCUACGUGGGUCAGCGAGUCCUAGGAGCCGAGAGCUGAAGAAGGAGCCGGAAAGUAAGCUGAGAUCGUCCCUGAAGGAGGGGGCGGAGCCUGAGAGAUGGGCACAGUUCGAGCCAAUCAAAGAAUCUCUGAGCACUAGGGGGGUGGGGCCUGUGACUCCGGGCACCCACAAUGAGGAGGUGAACCCCAGCAUAAUGGAAAUCCUGCAGGAAGUGAGCGCCGCACAGGUGGCACUGUUUGGCAGUCAAUGA